Pseudopipra pipra is the source of this 1851-nucleotide messenger RNA. RefSeq names its product KIAA1143 ortholog. Lineage: Eukaryota; Metazoa; Chordata; Aves; Passeriformes; Pipridae. The record is from RefSeq and is a predicted model, not a curated record. The coding region runs from base 49 to 528 and encodes 159 amino acids. The transcript has 3 exons.
GGGCACCCGGAAGCGCGGGGAUGCCCGGGGGGGGCGCGGGCGGCCGCCAUGAGCAAGAGGAAUCAGGUCUCCUACGUGCGGCCGGCCGAGCCCGCCUUCCUCAGCCGCUUCAAGCGGCAGGUCGGGUAUCGGGAGGGCCCCACGGUGGACACCAAGAGAGAGCAGCUUCCCCUUGCAGAUGAUGAUAGUGACAAUGGCAGUGACAAGGAAGAUGAGCAGCCUCAAGUGGUAACACUAAAGAAAGGAGACUUGACUGCUGAAGAAGCAAUGAAAAUUAAACAGCAAAUCAAAGAGGCCUUAAAGUCAAAUGAAUCAGAUGAUGAACCAGAGCCUGCUGAUGGAAAAAUUAUGUUCAGGAAACCAGCCAAACGUUCAUCAGAGAAGUGUUUGGACUUCAAUGUAAGUUCAAGUAAGAAGAUGAAAGAAGCAAAGAAAACUAAGAGAGAAGCAACUACUUCUCAGAGUACAGCUAAGCAAGUAAAAAAUAGCAGUCUUCUCUCAUUUGAUGAUGAGGAAAAUGAUGAUUAGGGGUUGUAUUUUUUUAUAUUUUACUUACCUUUCUAGAAAUCUGAGUAACAUUGAGGGCUUUCAUAGGAAUUGAAGCAUGGUGUUUGAGUAUUCUCUUACUUUGUUAUAGUCCAACUAGAGAAACAUAGUAUAAAAUUAGCUAGAACUAAGUCUUUGCAGUUCAGCUGUAAUUGUAUGAACAGUGUGUUAUGUCUUUAUUUUUAAAGAGAAUUUAACCAUGUAUGUAAAAGCUAUUUGAGGUCACAAAUGACUAGCAAAAUAUACCUGUACAUAUGCAGCUUAUGUAAAUUUUCAGUCAAUAUAUUUUAAAAUGCCCUCCAUUACUAAAAAUGUAUUUCCUCUAUAUUGAAUAGCAUUAGUUGGCAGUUGUGUGGGUUUUACCUGUUAUUGUUGAAUUGACAUUCAAAAGAGGGAGACUUCAUUUCUGUGGAAGAGAGACUGAAGUUUUCUGUCUCACAGCUUAACAAAAGUUUGCACAACCUUUGCACUUGCGGUUUGGCAGGCUAGCUCUUUGCAGAGCAUUGCAGUUGAUAAAAUCACUUAGUCCUAAUCCUGUCUUUGGUGAAUGCAGUCCAAGAAACGUCAAAUUUGUUUGAAUUGGUUGUAAUAGCAAGAUAUAAAGAUUUUGAUUGUAGUUGAUGUUAUCAACUAAUGCAAAAGGAGCCUAAACCACUGGAGAUUGUGCACUUCAGAUUUGACACGGAUGGGCUCAGUGGUUUGAUGGUAUUUUGGGCUUAAAGUAUGCUUGUUCCAGUUGGCUACCUAUGUGUUCAUAAUUAUUUGGGAUCUCAGACAGCUUGUUUAAAAAGAUGUAUUUUAUUUUUAAGCUGGGGAAAAGCAUUAUUUUAUUCUUCAAGUAGGAAGUUUUAAACAGGAAAUUUAGGUGGGAAACAAUAUAGCUGUGAUACAAAGUUUUGAAAUAUUUUAGUUGCCGGUGUAAAGUACACUGAAAGUGACCAUUUCAGCACCGUUUAUGUAACAGAAUGCUGAAAUUCAAAAUGACACUGAGAGCUGAUGGGAUUGGGGAGAAUAAGGAAUUGGAAAUGGGACUAAUGACUUCGAAAUUAUUUGGAAGUAUGGUGUGUUCUGUAACCAUAUAUAAGCAAGAACUGAGAUUACUGCUGUUACAGGGUUAUGAAACCAGUUCUUCUGCUGUGUGACAGGACAUUUGAAAUUAUUUGGCCUGUAAAGCUUCACUGAGGAGCAAAUCUCAAGUUGCUGUGUGAAACAGCUGAUUUUAGUUUGUUCGUCUGGUAUUAAACAAUAAAUUAUGUUUUCUUUUAAGUGGUCCAAAGAUAUUUUAAUAAAAAUUUCAGUACAUAA